AUGGCUGAUAACGCACGAAACCCCAAUCUCAACCUAACCCCUGAAGAAAAACGGGCCUUCUACCAACUCUUUCAGGCGGCCGAUACCACCAACCUCGGCGUCAUUACCGGCGAGGUCGCUGUUCCUUUCUUUGAGAAGACCCAUCUAGCCCCGGAAACACUCGGCUUGAUAUGGCAAAUCGCGGACAGGGAAAAUCGAGGUCUCCUGACCCCUUCUGGCUUUGGGGUCGUUCUGCGGUUGAUUGGACACGCCCAAGCGGGUCGCGCACCGACUGAGGAGUUGGCUUAUCAAGCUGGACCGUUGCCUAGAUUCGAUGGUAUUGUAAUUGAUGCUUCCCCUGCUCCGCGUGAAGCAGGCACCACCAGUCCUACACCAGCUGCGGGUGCGCCUAUUCGUGUUCCUCCCCUGAAUCCCGAGGAUGUGAACAAGUUUGUGUCGCUCUUCGAGAAAUCGGAUGUGUCAAAAAGCGGGGUUCUCUCAGGUGAAACUUCCAAGCAGAUCUUUGAACGUGCGAGGUUACCGAACGAGGUUCUCGGUCGAAUCUGGAACUUGGCGGAUACAAGACAACAGGGCGCUCUUGAUGCAACGGAAUUUGUCAUUGCGAUGCAUCUCCUGACUUCCUACAAGUCGGGCGUGAUGCGGGGAAUUCCUCAGACCCUGCCCCCUGGUCUAUAUGAUGCCGCGGCACGCAGAGGUCCCAUCCGCGCGUCUGUAGGCUCGCGACAGGGUCUUGAUGUCCCUCCAGUGCCUGCAAUCCCGAAGCAAUUCACUGGACCCCAGCGCACCCAGAGUCCGAUCAGCAGACAGGCUUUUGGAUCUCCUCUUUCCGCCCAGUCAACUGGCAGCGAUUGGCUUGUGACGCCUCAAGAAAAGGCCAUGUUUGACAACAUAUUUGCAACCGUGGAUACGGCUAAGGCAGGAUCAAUCAGUGGUGACCAGGCCGUCUCGUUCUUUAUGGGUGCGCAGCUGCCUGAGGAGACGCUGGCCCAGAUCUGGGAUCUCGCAGAUAUAGAUGCGGAUGGGCAGUUGACAAAGGAUGAAUUCGCCGUUGCCAUGUACCUGGUUCGCCUAACGCGCAGCGGGAAGGAAGCGAUGCCCCAAACACUGCCCCCUGCUUUGAUUCCCCCGAGCAUGCGCCGCCCUGGAUCUGCACACUUCGGCCCAGCAGCUCCUGCUCCCGCCCAAGUGGCACCGCCUGCCCCAAUCCCCGCGCCACCCUCUGCUGCAGAUGAUUUAUUUGGUCUUGAUGCGCUUUCCGCACCAGUAUCCGGUGUACCGGCAGCUCCUUCCCAGUUUCCACAAUCUACGGGGGGCUCGAACGCUGCUUUCCAGAUGCCUAGUUCCCCGGGGUCCAGAGCGUCUCCUCAAACUGCAUCAACAACCUUUAAACCCUUUGUGCCGACCUCCUCUUUUGGUCAGAGCUUGCACCCUCAGGUAACGGGCGCUUCAGCUGGUGUCCCGCCAGCAGUUCGCUCUCCCCCACCGCCAGCGGAUGACCUUCUCGGAGACAACGAUCCCGAAGAAUCGAAAAAGUUGACCCAGGAGACCACUGAGCUCGCCAACCUGUCCAAUCAGAUCGGUUCGCUGGCCACUGAGAUGCAGAACGUUCAGACCAAACGAACCUCUGCCGAGCAUGAUUUGUCCCAAACCUCACAGCAGAAGCGGGACUUUGAGACUCGUCUUGCCCAAGCUCGGGCGAUGUAUGAGCAAGAAGUCAAGAAUUUCAAGGCUCUUGAAGAACGACGCAAUGCUUCGAGAGCUGAGACCAACAGGUUGCAGCAGGAAUUUGCGUUGCUCGAUGGAAGCAGGCAAGAUUUGCAAAACCAGUAUAAUCAGGUUUCAGCUGCGCUCAGUGCUGAUCAGCAGGAGAACUUGAGCUUGAAGGAAAAGAUCCGCCAAGCAAAUGCCGCCGUUGCCCAGCUCAAGCCAGCCCUGGAGAAGGCACGCUCAGAUGCACGGCAACAGAAAGGCAUGGUUGCUAUCAACAAGAAACAACUUGCAACUGUGGAGGGGGAGCAUGAAAAGAUCCAAGAGGAGAUUAAAGCUCUCUCGGAGGAGCACCCAAGAGAGCUUGAAGAAAGUGUACCUGUCCCGGGUGACUUCGCCGCUGUUACAAGCCCAGCUGAAUCAACAACAAGUCAAAACACCAAUCCGUUCUUCAAACGCACGGCUACCGGCUCUAGUGACAACAAUGCGUUGUCACCCCAGAUCUCAAACGACCAGCAGCGCGCCUUUGAUAGCCUGUUUGGUCCUUCAUUUGCGUCGCCAGUGGCCGCUACGCCCCCGCCAGCAGUGUCUUUCCGGGCGGAAUCCCUGCCAACUUCUGGAGUGCCUACACCUUCUGUGUCUCCUCCACCAGCUUCCGGGUUUGCACUAGAGCCCCCGGCUCCGGCUCAGUCCAGACAAUUGACACCAAGCGUACUGCCUUUGGGCGAGUCCCAUUCGGCAACUUCUUCGACCAUGGUCUCGCCACCGGGCAGUAGAUUCGGUGGUCAGGACACAGCUAGUCUUGGAACCACUUCCCAAACAGCGGGUAGCGAAUGGGUAGACCCUUCAUCUGGGGAGCUCGCACAGCCUGCAACAUCCCCCUUCGACGAGAUCGAAGAAUCCAACCAACGGUUUCCUGAAGUCCCUGUCAUUGCUGGCCAAGCCACAGGAGAUGCUGCAUCGCCUUCCGGUGAUGACAAGCUUGCAGAAAGCAAGGAUCUCAGCUUUGAUGAGCUGUUCGGUGGCCCUGCGCACAAGCGGUCCCAGUCACAGAAAGAAAAUGACUUCGAAGAGGCCUUUGCUGCUAUGAAGAAUGGACCUGGAGCCACUAAGUCUAACGGACCAUCGCCCCCUGCUGAGUCAGAGUUCCCACCAAUUCGCGAACUCGAUGAUGACGACGAUGACGAUGACAGCACCGAUAAUGAAGCCACGAUGGGUUUUGAUGAUAACUUCACCCCCGCAUUUCCACCUCAGAGCCAAGUAGCAGCGGCGCCAAAGCCUGACUCCCUUGAGCCCUCCCAAUUGGCAGCAUUUCCAACUCCUACUUCAAGCGAGCCUCCAGCCGCGGAGUCGCAAUUGAGCCCCCCAAACUAUGAGGAAACCGUUGGAAAGCAGGAGCCAGGAAGCAUGCCGCCUGAGUUCAAUGGGCUGUUGCCGAGCCGCGAAGACCCGACAGCUGCUCCAGAUGCCCCUCAUUCGGUGGAUUCCAGCACAGGAGAGCCGAUAGUAGGUGGAGAGGUACAGCACAAUGACUCAACUACUCCCAGUGGUGGAAAAACCAGUGGCCCUGAUUUCGAAGCCGCUUUCGCAGGCCUCAACCUAGCGCCAGCGAACGAGGCUGAUGAUGAUGAGGAGGAGGAGGACGACUUUGAAACCGCUGUCAAUUCGAAAAACAACGUGGACUUUGAUUUCUCUUUCGACAACCCGUCGGCACAAAAGAUCUCAAACAACGCGGAUGGCAAUGCUGCCUCGGAAUUUUUCAACUUCGACAAGAACGUGAGCUCUUCACCUCCUGGCUCUGCCACACUACCCUCAGAUUCCAAUGCCAAAUCACAGACCCAUGACUGGGAGGCAUUGUUUGCGCCUCUUGACAAUGCGGGUGCUGCAGCCAGUGGAACCAAUGGGGUGAGCAACCCUGCUGAACUUGCACCCUCUGCAGGAAACAGCAAAGCACCCGGAUGGGCUCUUCAGACAGGCACCGAAGACGACCAGAUCCUUCAACGGCUAACUGGCAUGGGCUUCCCCAGAGAUGAAUCCCUUGAUGCCCUUGAGAAGUUCGACUACAACCUCGACAAGGUAUGA
This is a messenger RNA of Aspergillus heteromorphus CBS 117.55, 3789 nucleotides long. RefSeq names its product EF hand domain protein. The transcript has 5 exons. The coding region runs from base 1 to 3789 and encodes 1262 amino acids. Gene Ontology annotation, cellular component: cytoplasm; plasma membrane. NCBI's taxonomy places the organism in Eukaryota, Fungi, Ascomycota, Eurotiomycetes, Eurotiales, Aspergillaceae. The record is from RefSeq and is a predicted model, not a curated record. Gene Ontology annotation, molecular function: protein binding; calcium ion binding. Gene Ontology annotation, biological process: endosomal transport; endocytosis.